Messenger RNA from Monopterus albus (swamp eel), 4422 nucleotides. It is a transcript of the gene cbarpa, whose product is annotated as CACN subunit beta associated regulatory protein a. NCBI's taxonomy places the organism in Eukaryota, Metazoa, Chordata, Actinopteri, Synbranchiformes, Synbranchidae. The transcript has 11 exons. Gene Ontology annotation, molecular function: transmembrane transporter binding. Gene Ontology annotation, biological process: negative regulation of calcium ion-dependent exocytosis; negative regulation of voltage-gated calcium channel activity. Gene Ontology annotation, cellular component: secretory granule; plasma membrane. The coding region runs from base 835 to 3855 and encodes 1006 amino acids. The record is from RefSeq and is a predicted model, not a curated record.
GUAAUGCGAUGAAACACAACCUUUCAUUAUAAAAGCAAUAAUUAUGGAAUAAACUAUGUCACUUCAAUUUAAUUAGAAGGAGAAACAGAAAUGUAUCUGGAAGCAUACUACGAGUAUCAUCAUGGGCCCCUAAAAAAAAGGAAAACUGCAUGAAAACUUCAAUCUCAAGCUAUAUUUAACCUUAAAACAACAGUGCAACACUGCCACCAGGUGGUGGAACAUGGGGUUUCAGGCCAUCCACACCACCUACACUAGCUAUCUGUCUUCCUGCUUCUUGUCAGGAAACAAAGGAAAGUCUCGCAGCAAAUGACAAAACUAUUAAAACACAUAUUUACAGUCGGCCUAAUUCGAUGGUAGUUCCAGUCUAAUGACUAAUCAAUCGCCCUGUCAGCAGCUGCCAUUCAUGAGUGUCAGGCUGCCGUGAAUGAAGACGGGUUUUCUCCUCCAUCUCACAUCAUCACCACCACCACCAUCAUCAGUGCCGGUCACGUGGUGCGUCCGGAGCGGGCGGUGGGUGUGUGUAAUCGCGUGUGGUUUCAUUCAUAACUACAGUCUUUAUUUGCAGCCCAAUUUAAAGUAUGCAGACGGGGCAGGCGGCCCGUGGACCGCUUCAAACGGAUUCUACAGCCGGGCUGAGAGCAGACGACGCAGACAUGUGGGACAGGCUGACGGGCUUUCGCAGGUGAGGGGAAGAUGCUACUGAUGCUGAUGCUGAGGCUGAGGCUGCUGCUGCUGCUGAACGCCGCCGGAUGCAGCGAGUCUCUGUAGUCAGUCUGCACAGAGCGGAGGGAAGACCAAAGAGACCACAAGGGUUCACUCACGCCAACCUGGACCAUGAGCAAUGAUUUGCCUGUUCUUGCAAGUCUGAAUGAGAAUGCCACAGAUGUGCCUGUGUCGGCAGGCCAGGUGGAGAGCUAUGUGCUGUUGCUGGUGCUGCUGAGUGUGUUUGCCGGGGGGAUGCUGGUCCUGCUCUCCCUGCUGCUGCUCUUCUGUCACCGCUGCUGCAUGAGUGGACGGCGCUACUCCAGAGCGAGCGAUGACCCUGAGAAGACAAACACAACUUAUGUUGAGGAUUCUCAGCCCACCCAAGAGAUCACCUUUCGUCUGGAUGAAUCAGACGCCCUCUCAGCUUCAAGCUGUCAUGAUGGAGAGUCAGAACGAUUUGUGUCCACUGGGUCCACUGGCCGCAGAGUCUCCUUCAACGAGUCUGCACUUUACAAACAGGAGAAGACAACUCAGGACAAGGGACGCAGGUAUACCCUGACUGAAGGCGACUUCCACCACCUGAAAAAGGCCCGGCUGACCCACCUUCACCUGCCGCCAGCCCCAUGUGACCUGAAGAUCCUCACUAUCAUGGAGUGUGACUCAACAGAAAGCAGCACCAUCAACAUCAGUGAGACUGCAGCCCCAAAGCUGCCCCUCACCAUCUACCAGCCCACUGAGAGAAGAGUCCCUGACUGGAUGGGACAAAGCCUCAGCGGAGGUCUGCCAGGAGACCCUCAUCACUCCACUGUCCUGGACCAGGGACACAGACAGGGCUCGUCAGCCAUGAAAACACAGCACACACGAUCCCAGACAAUGGAGGUUAUCGGAGACAGGGGAGAGGCUGGGAGCGAAAGAGGGAUGAGAGGAGAAUUGACUCAAGCUCCAAGCCAGACUUCAGUUUUACAUUUCUUCUCUAAACUGCGGCGCCAUGCCAGUCUCGAGGGGGCCGGACCUUACUUCAGGAGGUGGAAAUUAGACAGCAGUCACCGGGCUGCCAGUCUGGAUGCCAAAGGAUCGCCCAAACGAAGGCCCUUCCAGAGACAGAGAGCAGCAAGUGAAACCACUGAUCACACUGAAGAUGACUCCUCUCCUCUCAGGGAUGAGAUUAUAGAACCUUUCCCACACACUCCCUUUCAGACCAUUGAAUUCCAGUUUCUCUCUGCAGAAUCUCUGGCUCACCCUACAACUGCACAUACAUCCUCAGUCUUCCUCAGCAGGCUAAAACUGGACGCUAUGGUGGAGGCAGGUGGUAGCAGCAGCACCAGGAGAGAGGAACCCUGGUUGCCAACAGGAGCACAGAGGCAAAAGGAAGCCAGAACCAAUGGAACAGUAGAAAAAGAAACAAGACUUGGUGCAGUUAUAAGAACACAUGCAACGGGAGUCGAGCUAGAAUCGACAGAAGAUGACGACUUGUUUGGGGCACAGCAAGAAGCUGCCAUUCAGGACAGGAUUGAAGACAUACUAAGGAAAACUACAGACACAAUGACAGAUGGUGUGAUGGCAGAUAUGGGGAAAAAGAAUGAGGGGGAAGUAGAUGAUGGAGAUGAGGUGGUGUUGGGAGCUGAAGCCAGACAAAGGGCCGAUUCAGGCUCAUCUCUUUCCUGCAUGAUUCGCCAGGAAAGCUCAGAGGCCCCUCCCUCUCUGUACAGAGACAUUUGGAGCUUGCGAGCUUCUCUGGAGCAAUAUGCCUCCUCAGACCAGAGCAGCACAGACAGGGAGUCCAUCCGCAGUGAUGCUGACAGUGUCUCAUCCUUAGGCGGUGCAGGAGCUCGUCCUGGCCUAGGCAGCUGCUUGUCCCAAGACCUGGAUGAUGAUCCAGAAGGAGAAGGGGAGGAUGAGGUAUUGGAGGGAGGAAGCAGAGACGCAUCAGGUGGCAACAAUGAGAUGGGAAAUGGAGCUGGAGCGGAAGGUGAAGCGGGUAGCCGGAAGCUCCUUCAGAUGGACAGUGGCUAUGCCUCUAUCGAAGCACCAUCCAAGGCCCCAGAGGAGAUGCGGCUCUUUGGGGCUCCUGGGGCUCCCCGAGGGAAGACGGCGUCUGAGAGAAGGCUGUUCUUCACCAGCUCUGGGAGAAAAGGAUCGGUAUGUGAGAGCAUGGAAGCCAAGCUGUUUCAGGAGGAGCUGGAGGAUGAGAUGGCAGGCAGCACGGAGACAGAGGAGGAUGUAAAGGAGAGAGCUCAAACUGGCAGCCAGUCUCUGACCCUUCAAGAGCCAGAUCAACUUCUGAAAUCCCUUCAUCCUCAGAAAGCCCCAGAAUCACAGUCACAGCUGAUGUCUCCACUGAUGAAACCAAUCCAACAGCCUUCUAGUCCUCACAGACCUCGUCUCCGUCGCCGUGACUACAGCAUCGAUGAGAAGACAGAUGCUCUUUUCAAUGAAUUCCUCCGUCACGAUCCCCGAUUCGACCAGCAGGACUCUCCACUGCGCUCCAGGCACCGCUCCAGAGUUCACCUCCGAAAGCAGUGGCAAAGACACAAGCAAUACAGUGACCCAGGGUCAAGUACUGGGGGUCGGUACUCCCCAUCUUUGGAGAGGCAGAGGUUUAUGCCGCUGAGGAGGGGCGACAGUGCCGGUUAUCCUUUAGAUACCAGAUACCACAGCACACUCUCACGCAUUGCGAGUGCCGCUGACGAAGAAGCAAGUGAGGUUGGGGCUUGUGAGGAAGCCAAAGGGAGUCCAGAGAACAAAGAUCCAUCAAGUGAAGGAAGUGCCAAAGAAAGUACAAACAACAAAAUUCGUGAAGGCACAGAUGCAGCAAAGAGUAGGUCUAGUCGUGCAGGGUCAAAUGGAGAGGCCGACAGCUGCCCAGUCUCUACAAACCCAGACACAGAAAACAUAACUAGCCAGUCUUUGACCACAGUAACUUCACAGACAAGCUACAUGGAUCCGAGAGUGGACAAUAAAAACAACAACAGCAGUCAGGCUAUCCUAUCUGAGGUUUCCCUGCAGGCAGAGGACAGCCUGGCAGACAAGCUGGCUGUGUCAGUAGAAGAGAGGCUCUACAGCGGCCUCCGCAGCGCAGAGAGGCUCGGAGGAUCGGAGCAUAUGCUCACCGUGGCUCACACUGCUUCACCUGGCUUCAAUCCCAUGUAGUCUGUUAAUAAUGCCACAUCACCUUUAGCUCAGAUCCAAUGCCAAUACUCCACAGCCCUGAACAAAAAGGUCUACAGCUAUUCAAAUGUCAUCACGCGUUAGACACUGGGUCAAUCUUUUACAUUUGGACAAAUCUUCAAAACAGACAUUGCCUGAUAACUGAUGCAUCAUGACACAGAUAUAUCCUAAAGGACACAGUCACCUUCUUGACAGCCAGGUCCAUUUCAGACCUUAAUUUUCACUGUGUGAUGCCCCUUUUUAUUGGUGGCCAUUCUUAAAAUCAAAUGAAUUCAUUACAUAGCUUUGAAAAUAUAGUCUCAUCUUUAGAAAAAGUUAAUAUUUUCAGAGUUAACUGUGAAUUUUCAGCAUGACACUAUCCAAACAAUGUGUAUAUGAAUAUUACAAACAGCACUUUGAUGGGAAGAAAGAUAAGGACACAGUUUCUGUCACCCAUUUAUCCUCAAGUGUCCUUGUCUCCAUCAUCAUCAUCAUGUCUGUGUGCUGUUGUGUAUCUGGCAAAAAGGAAGAGCAACUCUGUAAAAAAAACAAACUUAAGCUCUCUCUCUC